AUGAGAAUCGAAACCUGUUAUUUUUGCUCGCAGCCCUGCUACCCAAGUAAGGGCAUAACAUUCGUUCGCAACGAUGCGCGAACCUUUAGAUUCUGCCGCAGUAAAUGCCACAAGAAUUUCAAAAUGAAGCGUAACCCCCGUAAACUCAAAUGGACCAAAGCAUUCCGCAAAGCCGCGGGCAAAGAAAUGGUCGUCGACAGCACCCUCAACUUCUCCGCUCGCCGCAACGUUCCCGUUCGUUACAACCGUGAACACAUCGCCACUACCCUCAAAGCCAUGCAACGUGUAUCCGAAAUUCGGGCCCGUCGCGAACGUGUCUUCUACAAGAAGCGCAUGGAAGGCAAUGUGGCCAGACAAAGAGAAGCCAACCGAAAAUUGGUUGCAGAGAAUGAGCACUUGCUACCAAAGAUGCGCGGCAGCGAGAAGAAGAGACUCGAGGAGUUGGGAGAAGAGGUCAACGAGUUGGAUUUGGAGAGAGAGCAAAGAAGUGUGUUUGGAAAGCAGAAGAUCAGGCUCAAGGAGUUGGUUGAUGGUGGUGUGGAGGAGGCUGAUGAUAUGGAGAUGGAUGAUUGA
Molecule: messenger RNA, 573 nt
Organism: Botrytis byssoidea
Lineage: Eukaryota; Fungi; Ascomycota; Leotiomycetes; Helotiales; Sclerotiniaceae
Exons: 3
Coding region: 1-573 (190 amino acids)
Biological process (GO): ribosomal large subunit biogenesis
Cellular component (GO): nucleolus
Source: RefSeq, a predicted model, not a curated record